UGCCCCCAGCUGGUAAUUACUUAUAUACUUCAAUUCACUGAUUAUAUACCUACUCGUGUAUUUUUCUGUUAUCUGAAUUGUUUACGAAUCCAUAUACUUUGUAGUAGUAGUAAAUAAUUUUUGGUAACGUUUAGACAUAACUUCGCACAAUGUCAUUCAUUAGCAGUAUAGCUUUACAAGUGAAUAGACGUAAAAACUCUCUAGUCAGGCUGAAAACAUCAAGCACAGAAGUAAUUUUAGCAAGAUUCGCGAAGAAAAUGUCGUUUAACGCAAAUGGCAACAGUGUACACUCCGCUGCCAUAACAGAAGUGCAUAAUGUGCCAAUGAGUGUCAUACAUAGGCCAAUCCCACCGGUAUUGGAUGAAGCAAAGGUUCAGUCGCUAAUGAAUAGUAUACAGAAUGAAGCAGAAGGUGAUGUUCCUCCAAUAGACGUACUAUGGAUAAAGGGUACAGAGGGUGGUGAUUACUUCUACAGCUUUGGUGGUUGCCAUCGCUACGAAGCAUACAAGCGGUUGAAUCGCGAAUCUAUAAAAGCCAAAUUGGUGCAAUCGACAUUACAAGAUUUAUAUCACUAUAUGGGCUCCAGCACUCCCAAGUACCUUAAAUGAACUUAUUCACGUUUCAAAAUUUUAAAUUUCAAUUAACUUAAUGGGUAUAUAUAUUUAUACGGAUUAAUAUUUUUAUUAUAUGU
Messenger RNA from Ceratitis capitata (Mediterranean fruit fly), 691 nucleotides. RefSeq names its product putative sulfiredoxin (gene Srx). Lineage: Eukaryota; Metazoa; Arthropoda; Insecta; Diptera; Tephritidae. The record is from RefSeq and is a predicted model, not a curated record. Gene Ontology annotation, molecular function: sulfiredoxin activity. The coding region runs from base 150 to 608 and encodes 152 amino acids. Gene Ontology annotation, biological process: cellular response to oxidative stress. The transcript is spliced from 3 exons. Gene Ontology annotation, cellular component: cytoplasm.